Molecule: messenger RNA, 4410 nt
Organism: Stegodyphus dumicola
Lineage: Eukaryota; Metazoa; Arthropoda; Arachnida; Araneae; Eresidae
Biological process (GO): lipid transport; transmembrane transport
Cellular component (GO): membrane; intracellular membrane-bounded organelle
Molecular function (GO): ATP hydrolysis activity; lipid carrier activity; ATP binding
Source: RefSeq, a predicted model, not a curated record
CUCUGAACUCAAGUCACUCUACACCACUGAAAUCAAGAUGCUACUACUACUUUCAAGAUAUUACUUUCUCCGCGUACAGGCUGGGUAUAUAUAGCUUUAUUCUAACUUCGAGAACAUUCCCGAGGAAAACCGCCAAGGAUGCGUUCUAGAAUGUUCUCGCUUCGUCGUCAAUUUUGUCGCCAGAUAUCGCCUAAUCGGUGAUUUCGCGCCAGAUCUCGCAACCCCGCCUUUCCUUGCCGUUUCUACCCUAACUCCGCUUUGCGGGAAAGGCAGCUGGGAAUUUCGCAACAAUGCAAUGCAUACAAUUUAGCAAAAUAUUUGUAUGAUUCUUUUGCCUUUUUUUCUCUUCAAAGAACUUUAAAACUCGUCUUUGAGACAUUAGCCUAUAUUGUGAGGUUUUCAAAAUUUGCAAGUUUAUUUAUUUCCUUGUUUAUUUUUCAGGAUAUCCCUUUUGAUUGACGACUUGGAGCCCCUAUACAGGCAUAGCCAAUGGGCGGAUUUAAUAAAUGUUCUGAAAGAUCUGAAGUUUAAUGCAGCUGAUUCAACAGCUAACAUUCCAAGUAAUAGGCGAAUGGAUUUGCCCGAUAAUAUGCACACCAGGUGGAGCCAAAGUCAGAAUGUAAACAAAAUUACAGCUGCCAAGAAUUCUAACCAGAAUUCUUCAAAUAUACUGGAUACAGUACUGGAAGUGGCCGAGACGGGAGUGGACGUCGUUCGAUUGAUGCCACAUCAGAAGGUUCAACAUAUUCAGAGCGCUCUCGAAUAUUUCACGGUUCUUGUCGAAAUAGUCGAUGAAUUGACCAGAUCACUGGAAAUCGAAACCUCAUCAAAUUUCAUUGACCAUCUAAGCGAUGUUUUAGGAGCCGUACUUCUCAAUGUGGCUCAAGAAGCAACACCGACUGGCAAAAAUGUGAAUCGGCAACCAAGUGGUCGAAGACUGUGCGAUCCUGAAUAUUUUUUGAAGAAUAUCAGCACUGCCGACUGGAAAAAUACUAAAGCUUUGCAAAAUUACGCCUGCAGGAUUUCAAAGGUGAUGGCUCAGCGAAGAUCAAGUGGUUAUGAAGGUGAUGAAUGGCAGUUUCCCUCUGACAAAAUUCGACGAAUAUUCAGUCAGCGAACGAGUUCCGAAAUUCAGCACAAUAUCAAGAGAUGGGAAAACGAAGACAAUGUAUCAAAUCCGAGGCGAACUGGUUUAUUAAGCCCGCAUCAAACAGAGAAUGAAACAAGUGUCGACGACUUAAUAUCUGCGGCUGAAUGUGCAAUUCAAGGACUAAAAGAUAUUCUGGUGCAAGUUGAUAAUGGAUCAAACUCGACGAAUGAAAAUACUUUAAAGGUUUCGGAAGAUGUAUCUAAACAAGCUGAUGACCUAAAAGAAAAGUGGGUGCUUACUUCGAUUUCUCGGGUAAAGGAAGUGGCAAAGGAUUUCAGAGGGAGUCCUCUUAUGCAGAUGAACUUAUCCAAUUUUGAUUUGCAAAAAAUGUUAUCUACAGUGUACAGCAUGCUGAAUAAAGCCACUGCACAUAACCCUGCUGGUGUCUCUGCUACGGCUAAUGAGCUCGUGAGGUUAUUGCCAGCAUUUUUGUUUGUGUCCCGUGAAUUGAACACUAAUGCCACUUUGAUCAAUGGAAUCCCAAAUCUAAUAUCAGCCUUCGUAGAUGAUUUGGAACCUUUGGUUUGGAAAUCUAUUUCACCUGAUAAUGCAGAAGACUUCACCAAAACAGACGUUAGCAAGAACUUCUGCAUUUACGUCUCACGUUCAGCAGAAAUUCAUUGGAAAGGAAUGUUGUGCGAGAAAGACACUUCGGCUUUCAAAUUAUACUUACCGAGAGAAUCUGUAAAGAAACAGGUCAAUUUUACCAAAUAUACGAGCUCGAAUUGGAAUACCAGAACGAAAUUCGAUUCUCAAACUCUUGCUCGAAUUUUGUUGGAAUUAUCAUCCAGUAUUGGAUCAGUAUUCAAAGUCAUGGCCAAAAUUUUAAAAGAAGUGCCCGGUUGCGAAAAUACUUGCGGUAACGAUGAUGUCGUGUUGAAGAAAAUAUGCUUCUUGAGCCGAUUGCAGAAUGUGAAAAGUAUAAUGGAUAAUGACAGUGCUGAUACCGAAGAUAAUGUUAUAAAUGAACUGAGACCGUACUUCACUCUGAAUGAAAAUAUUUUAGAAGCAUAUAACCUCUUUGUGGAUACUGCUCAUUCAACAGCUUCCAACAACUACACGGAUGACAGGGAUAUUGUAAGACUCGUUGUUUCUGGAGUUCGUCUGCUAGAAUCACUUGGAGGAGAAGAGCACACUCUAAGACCUGCCUUACACGUGGCAAAUUCCCUUAUCAGUCUGUUAAAAAACAGAGUGUCAGAUGCUGCGAUGUACAAUGAAACAUCUGUAGUACAGAUACAAAAUGUAUUCCCUGAUUCGCCGUUGACUCAAGAAUUAGCGAGUAAUCUUCUUCCUUUAUUGCCGGAAGUGACUUCAACUUUUUUGUGGACUGUUUUGGCACCUGGAGAACUUUUGAAUUUAGUGUCAGCAAACGACAAAAACAUUUCUGUGAUCAUGGCAGCUGUGUGCAACUCUUCUCUGAGUCGAUAUUUAUAUAACCCUACGUUAGACCAAGCAGGAUUUAGGAAACUUAGUGGAGCACUUUGUCGUCAUAGUUACUAUGAUAUCUUUGAAGAAAUCUUCCAAGAUCCAGAUAUACAAGAAAUAGUAUUCGAGGCUGGAAACACAGAUGAAGUAACAUGGGAAGAUAUGCAAGAGAAUCUUCUCGAUAUCAUAGAUCUGCUGGAAGAGUUAGCAGCGGUACGGAAAGCCGACCUGUCAGCUUUGCCGCCACCAACAAAAUGGCAAAAAAUGGGAAUAAAUAUCUACACGAAAGCGCAGGAUCCCAGCGUUUUGCUCUACAUCGUCACAAAUAGAAUGUUUCAUGUAUUUUGCAAUUAUACAUCCAGCAAACUACCAUCCCAUUUGCAAAGUUUCAUCUCACGAGAUAAAGAAAUUGCUCUUUACCAUGAGUUAUGCUCUAUGAGCAAAGAGUCAUUUGCCAAGAAAGUCGUGAGGAAUUUGAACCAGACCAUCAAGGCUUCCUCACCUAACUCUAUGCAAAGUUUCGACGUGAUAAAUAUUGCCCAACGAUUCUGGGAGACACUGGCUGAUAUUUCCGAGAUCAAGCGUAUAGCGAAAUUUGUUCUUGAUUUAGAUUUGUUGGACCACUAUGAGACAGCUGGACUGUCAGCAGCAUUUGAGGCGAUGGAAAAACGCAAGAUUUUCCAAAACAAGAUAAUGAAUGCUACUCUUCGAGCUUAUAACAUGGUGGACAAAAUGACAGACGGUAUGCUGUCUUCGGUUAUUCUCGACAGUGCCGUUCCGGAAGUCAUGCAACAGAUAUCAUCGUAUGUCAUUGAAUCAGGUGGACACAUCAAUCUCCGAACUGUGUUUGAAAAUGAGAAAGAUUCGCGAAGACUUCUCAGUAGUCUUUUCCAAAAUGAUCCCGAAAGGAAGAAACUGGAGAGCUACAUCGAUAUCUUAGCAGAAUACUUUUCAAGGCUUGAAAAUUUGAGUAUCCUUAAGACACUGUGUAACGAGCACCAGAAGAACAAAAGAUUAUAUUAUACUGCGGACAACAUCAUCAAAAAACUGUGUUUACAGCCGCCAUUAGAAUGGUCUCCAAUUAGCCUUACUGAAAAUAAGCAUAACCUAACAGCAUUGUGGUUACAGGUAAGUGGAUUAAUCAAUUUAUUGCAAAACACUUUUGACGCUAACAUGUCAUUAGCCAAGUUUUUGUAAUUUUAGUAAUUGUCUUUAGCGAAGAUUUUGCAAAAUUUUGUAGUGUCACGCGCGAUGUUAGGUAGGCAGUCAUUUUUCCUUCAUGCUACUUGACAAUUGUUCUUUUCGUGAGAAACCUAUAGUUUUUCAUUUACCUUCCAUGCGACCUAAAGAACUUUAUUGUUCUGUAAAGCUUAUGGGAUUUAUUUCACCUUCCAAAUUUAAUUACAAACUGAGCGAUUUAAAAGCAAUAAAUGUCCUUCUUAAUAGUUUAAAUGUUUAACUUAUUUUUAGAGGUAGCCAAAUGUUGAUACCUGGCUACAUGCUGCCAAAUUAAUAACAUUUAUUAUAAAGCUUUAGAGCAAUUCUUAACCACUACAUUUGACGAUAAUCAUCAGCAAAUUGUUUCAGCAGUACAUUACAUGAUUUUUUUCUCAGUCAUAACAUACAUAGCAAAACAAUAAUUAUUAUUUUAAAACAUGCUGAAUUACAGCAGAUGCUCAAAUGUUGUAUAUCAUUAGCAAACUUCCAUUUUCCGUAUUUGGUAAUGAAUGACAGACAUAUUUCUGUUUUGUCAGAAAUAGCAGUUUUCCAAUCAUGCAAACCAUCUCCUUUUAAAAAUUUCAUAUUUUAUAGAGUGUAUUCUCCUUAUUUAUAUG